Megalobrama amblycephala (Wuchang bream) is the source of this 2458-nucleotide messenger RNA. It is a transcript of the gene vimr1, whose product is annotated as vimentin. Bases 1108 to 2319 code for a protein of 403 amino acids. Gene Ontology annotation, molecular function: structural constituent of cytoskeleton. The transcript has 6 exons. Gene Ontology annotation, biological process: intermediate filament organization. The record is from RefSeq and is a predicted model, not a curated record. NCBI's taxonomy places the organism in Eukaryota, Metazoa, Chordata, Actinopteri, Cypriniformes, Xenocyprididae. Gene Ontology annotation, cellular component: plasma membrane; intermediate filament; cytoplasm.
GUGCACACGUAACGCACAAGAGACUGAAUGUGAUUCAUUCAAGGUCCCGAUAUUCUCACAACGAAUUUCUUUGCUUAGAAGUAAAAAGAAGUUGGAAAUACCUUUGCAGCGAUAUACUGUUAACGAACCACGGACGCUGCUGAGAGCGACGGUUAGAUGAAUAUGUAAAUAUGUGCUGCGCGCGCUUUCCUCGCGAUAACAAAACAAACGCAACAAAAAUGUCAGCGGUGAGAAACGGCAGUUCAGAAAGCAUCUGAUCGAUGUGGAUAUGUUUACACCAGCUCUGCGAUUCACCGGCAUCCUGUCGACAGAUGAGAUGUAGCUGCACCACCUGGAGAUGUUUCUAUAUCAGGUGCGUCUAAAUAUGGAGCACCUGUGAAUCCCGUGAAGCGGAGCCAGUGGACUGAGAGGAGACGUCCAGGAAUAGAUCGGCCUGUGGAGGAAGGCUUCCGCUGGCAAGCCUGAACCCCUUCGCUUUCACGAGCUGAUGCCAGACUCAGUGCCGCAGGCCAUUUGCAUGUCCGGAUCCGAGUGGUGAGAUCUGGGUGAGACGCCACAAUAUCUUGCAUCAUCUGUCGGCGAGGAGCGGCGCAGUCACACAAGCACAAACAUCUAAACAUUCUUAAAUCAAGACAAAAAUACUGAGGAAAGAACAUCAUUUUUUGCAGCGCACAUCACGAAUCUCCCCAAACAUCUGACAAACAGAGAGAAACAAGUUUAGAAGAGAGCUAAAGGGCUUGAGUUUAUUUGUAAAGCACAUUAAUUCAUCCGUAUGAGGUUAUAUGGAAACAGUGAGCCACACUGACCUGAAAUUACAGUGAGAAGAAAUAGUGACUCUCGCACACUUGCUGGUUAUGUGGCACUGGAGUGCGAGAGCCGCUCGGCCUCCAGAUGACAAUGAUACGUGAGCUAAUGAGAAACUCAAGCCUUCGAACUCGGGCAGGAGUGUCAUGAUCCGCUUUUAAAACAUGUCAAAACCCUGCAAGACUUUCAAGGGCCUGUGCAAGAUUCUUGACGGGUCCAUAUAAACGCCGGUGAGCUGAAGCGAGAGUCAGGCACGAGGAGAAACCAUCCAGAUCACAAGCGCAGAAGCCCGAGGACACAGACAUGAGAGGUACGACGUAUUCACAGAAGAGCCUGAGCGUCAGCGGCUCCAGCCGGAUGAGGGUCCAGAGCCCGUCGCCUUCCCGAUGCCGAGGCUCUUCGUACAGCCGCGGCCGGACGGGAUUCCAGGGUCAGGCGGUGGAAGUCGCCACUGAGAUCCAUCAGCACCACGCCAACGAGAAGGAGGAGAUGCAGGAGCUGAACGUGCGCUUCGCCGGAUACAUCGAGAAGGUCCAGGCGCUGGAGCAGAGGAACGCCGCGCUGAGAGCCGAGCUGGAAUCCCUUCAGGGACGCUUUAAGGGAGGACCGACCGGCCUCGGGGAGGAAUACGAACUGAAGUUUAAAGAGGUGAGGGACCUAAUCGAAGCUCUGACCGCCGAGAAGGGCGCGGCUGAUAUAGAGAGGGGCUACAUCGAAGAAGAGGUGGAGGUCUGGAGGCUGAAGCUGGAGGAAGAGCUGGCCAUCAAAGAGGAGGCUGAAAUGAUUCUCCGCGAGUUCCGUCAAGACGUCGACAACGCCACGCUACAGAAGGCCGACCUGGAGAAGCGCAUCGAGCAGCUGGUGGCCGAGAUCGAGUUCCUGAAGAAGCUCCAUGACGAAGAAGUCGCCGACCUCCUCAAGCAGAUCGAGGAGUCCAAGGUGACGGUGGAGCUGGACUCCGACAGACCCGACCUGGCCGCGUACCUGCGCAACAUGCGCGCGGAGAUCGAGGCCGUGGCCGCCCGCAACGUCCAGGAGGCCGAGAAGUGGUACAAGGGCAAGUUCGACACUCUGAAGGAACAGGCCAGCAAACACGAGGGCCACAUGAAGACCAUGAAGGACGAGAUCACCACCUUCCACAACCAGGUCACGGACCUGCAGAACCAGAUCGACGGCCUGAGGGCGCGUAACGCCGCUCUGGAGCAGCAGCUGGAGGACAUGGAGGCCGCGCACCUGGACAAGGCGGCCGGUCUGGAGGACAUCAUCGCCCAGCUGGAGAGCCAGCUGUGCGAGACCAAGAUGGAAAUGGGGAAAUACAUGGCCGACUACCAGGAGCUGCUUCACAUCAAGCUGAAGCUGGACGCAGAGAUCGCCACCUACAGGAAGCUGCUGGAAGGAGAGGAGAAGCGUCUUGGGAUCUCCGUCGCCGAAGGUCUGUCUGGAGUGGCGGCAGUGACGGAGGAGAGAACCACGUCUGUGUCCCGCACUGUAGAGACUCACACGGCUGUUGCCUGAGGACUGACGGAAGCGUCCGAAGACUCAAACCCGACUAAACCUGUCCCACUAAACUAGCUGAGUUAACUGAGACUCACGAGAAGUAAAACUUUGUCUCAUGUAAAAGAACCAGUACUAAAUAAAGCUUGAGUUCAAUGCA